Messenger RNA from Esox lucius (northern pike), 3247 nucleotides. It is a transcript of the gene lclat1, whose product is annotated as lysocardiolipin acyltransferase 1. Bases 281 to 1594 code for a protein of 437 amino acids. Gene Ontology annotation, cellular component: endomembrane system. The transcript has 7 exons. The record is from RefSeq and is a predicted model, not a curated record. Lineage: Eukaryota; Metazoa; Chordata; Actinopteri; Esociformes; Esocidae. Gene Ontology annotation, molecular function: acyltransferase activity.
UUGAGGUGUUAUGGAAGCCCAGGCUGCUUAGAUAGUGGCCUUCAGCUCGUCUGUGCUGUUGGGGCUGGUAUAUCUUAUUUUCCUUUUGACAAUACCCCAUAGAUUCUCUGUGGGGUUCAGGUCAGGUGAGUUGGCUGGCAAAUCAAGCACAGUAAUACCAUGGGCAACAAACCAGUUACAAGCAACUUGAAUUCUCUCCACUCUUCCUCCAGACUCUGGGCCCUUGAUUUCCAAAUGAAAUGCAAAAUUUAUUUUCAUUUGAAGAGAGGACUUUGGACCAAUGAGCAACGUUCCAGCUCAAUUUCUCCUUCGCCCAGGCAUUGGUUACAAAUAUCCAGGGUGGAAACAUCACAACCAGCAUAUUCCUCCAAUGCAAAUGCAAAAUACCGGGCAGUCGGGUCACCUUUUUUGGGUCUUUAAAGAGAGUACAACAGGUAUGGCGGUGUCGGUACGGGGGCUUUACUUCGUUGUAACCCUGUUUCUGGGAAGUUUCUUUGGCAGCAUCUUCAUGCUGGGCCCUGUGCUACCUCUAAUGCUACUGUCACCAGCCUGGUACCGCUGGAUCACAGACCGUAUCGUGGCCACCUGGCUUACCCUUCCAGUGGCCCUGCUGGAGUUGGUGUUUGGGGUGAAGGUGGUGAUCACGGGUGAUGGCUUUGUCCCUGGGGAGCGCAGUGUGAUUAUCAUGAACCACCGGACACGUCUGGACUGGAUGUUCCUGUGGUGCUGCCUGCUUAGGUACAGCUACCUGCGCCUGGAAAAGAUCUGCCUCAAGGCUGCCCUUAAAGCUGUGCCAGGCUUUGGCUGGGCCAUGCAAGUCGCCUGCUUCAUCUUCAUAAAGCGUCGGUGGGAGGAGGACCGCAGCCACAUGGAGAACAUGCUGGACUACUUCUGUGAUAUCAAAGAGCCCCUGCAGCUCCUCCUCUUCCCUGAGGGCACUGACCUCACUGAGUACACAAGAGCACGAAGCGACGAGUUUGCCGAAAAAAACGGUCUGCCUAAGUUUGAGUAUGUCCUACACCCACGCACCACCGGGUUCACCUUCAUCGUGGACACGCUUCGCAAAGGGGACAACUUAGAUGCUGUCCAUGACAUCACUGUGGCCUAUCCCAAGAAUAUCCCCCAGACGGAGCGGCACCUUAUCCUGGGGCAGUUCCCCCGGGAGAUUCACUUCCAUGUGCGCCGCUACGAAGCCUCUGACCUGCCCACCUCUCCUUCUGAACUUCAGGCCUGGACCCAAGAGCGCUGGGCAGAAAAGGAGGUCCGCCUAAGGGACUUCUAUGCUUCUGAGCCCAGGGGCUUUGACAGGGAGGGCGUGUGCCGCGUGCCCCCCUGUAAGACAGAGCUCCGCGUGGCUCUGAUCAAGGCAGCGUCUCUGUUUUACUGGAGCUUUUUCAUAGCUUUGUCCUUUGCAGGCCUCUGGCUCUGGGCUCCUCUCCGCCUGUACUUUCUGGGGAUGAUGGGCAUCUACUUUGGCCAGCAGAAGCUGAUAGGAGGACUGGAGCUACUGGAGCUGGCGUGUCAUCGCUACUGGAUGUCUGUGACUGGGGAUGGGAAGAAAAAGGUAGUGGAUGGAAAAGGGAAGAAGGAGUGAAGAGAAGCCAGGGGUGGCUUACUUCAGUGGGGCUGCUGAGGCCUGAGUGGACAGUUGGGCUUGGGACACAUGCUGGAGUGUCCUAAUCGGGUGGUCUCCCUCAUUAACAGGGAUGAAAGAAUGAAUCGGCAGGCAGCGUGCAUGGCUUCUAUAGGGUGAAGUACCCUCAUGGCUGAGGUUGCAAAAAAAAAAAAAACAGGAAAUAAUUCAUGUUUUUCUUCUUGCUGGCCUGAAUACAUGCUGCAUUGUGUUGGCUCUUUGCCACCAUAUGCUGUAAAGCAGGUCUUGUGCCAUUUGUCUUUCUCUUGCUGUCAUUUAAGGAUAAUAUCCUAGUUCAACGCUAUGUUUUUAUUUCUUAUCAUAAAAACACUGUCCAUACAUGUUUGUGUUAAUAGUAGAUUUGUUUUAUAAUUGUUUUAUAGUUUUGUAUGUUUUCCUUUAUUUGUUUCUGUUAUUUGAUGGAGCAGAGCCAUAGUUCACAGAUGUUUAAUGUAACAGUUUUAGACAAUAUUUUAACUAUUUUUGUUUAGCUAAUGUAGAUCAUCUGUUAAUCACUGUUUUUGCAAGCAAUCAAAACUGAAUAGUGUAAGUGGAUGCAGUCUGUCCGAGUCUGUCAUGAAUAGUGUAGAAUUGUUUACUGGUGUUGGAUCAGAACACAAAUACAUUAAGGCAUUGUUGCUGUGGUGGCACUUGUGGGCUGCAGCAACACAAUCACGUGCUCUUAAUGGAAUAUGUAAUGGUUCAUUAUACAUAUCAGAAACUCAGCAACUGCAAAAGCGGCUUGUUUUCUGGUCUGUUUUUUUAAGCAACUGAAAUGUCAAUUGGGCUGUUGAAGAAUGUAAUUUGGACAACGACACAGCAUCCGGGGAGUGGAGGACAGUGCGCCAAACUUGGAUUGGCGCACUGUUGUAAUCCAAAAAAAAGUUGUUGUAAUCCAAAAAAAAGCUAAUGCCAACCUCUCUGUCCACCUUAGGAAGUGGCAUCAAUCUGCUCAGGCCACUAAACUCAAUUAGUAAAAUUACAUUUGAGAAAGCUCUACUGAUCUAAAACAAAACUUUGAAAAAAAAGAAAUGUAUGAAAACGGGAAUCAGAUUGGACAGGGCUCUGUCCAUUACGUCCACUACCACUUUGUCCACUGCUCUCAAUGCCAGCUCCAGCAUUGCCAUAUCAUUUUACGAAUGGCACUGUGCACUGUUUGAUCUACCAACCACCUCAAUGCUGCAGGAUAAAAUAUAAUUUUGUAAGGAAAAAUUGUUGUAUGUACCGAGUCAGUGAUGGCUGUCUGUUUUUGUUUCGUGAAAUAUGUGGCCCUGUUGUACAAGUGGAGGGGCUGUUUCCAGUGAUCUGUUCACUGUGAUCUCUGUUUUGAGAAUUCUUACUGAUGUACCAAAUUACUACUUCUCUCUUUGUUAGUGGAAUCACUGAACCAGCUAGACUUUCCAUAUUUGUCAUGUCUCCGCCUCUUACCUGGUCUUUUUUGUUUCCCUUUCUGUAUCAAAACUCUUUGUUGGUGUUUCUCUCGGGUCUGUUUUAGUCCGUAACAGAAUCCAAUGCUGAUGCUGGACCCCUAUAUGAUCACUGUGCUCAGGUAAAUCUUUACUGGCCACUGUUAUCACUUAUCACGCUGUUCAAUAAAUUGAACAUUUCAACUCA